This is a messenger RNA of Drosophila novamexicana, 2270 nucleotides long. Its product is annotated as probable G-protein coupled receptor Mth-like 8. The record is from RefSeq and is a predicted model, not a curated record. Bases 530 to 2038 code for a protein of 502 amino acids. NCBI's taxonomy places the organism in Eukaryota, Metazoa, Arthropoda, Insecta, Diptera, Drosophilidae. Gene Ontology annotation, molecular function: G protein-coupled receptor activity. The transcript has 6 exons.
AUUCUUGACGGCAUCUUUGUCCAUAAAAUAUAGCUUCUUAGAUGCCUAACCAGUUGUAGAGUAGUCGCCAGUUCGAAUUGCUGUGCCUUAAUUUUCACAGUUCACAGUUUUAGCUGCUUUUUGGUUGUUGUAAACAAAUCGCUGCCGUAAAGGAACAACAACAACAACAAGAAGAAUAAGCACAGGAAGAGGCACAAUUCCAACAACAACAAGAAGAAGAACAAGAACAUUUUGUAGGUGUGUGCGAGCCGAAAAAGUUGAAUUUCGUUUCGAUUCCAUGCGAUUCUCGUUUUGGGGGAGCAGCCAGCGCAGUUUGAGUUGAACCUGUGCCAGGUGCGGAUGAACCAUUUCCGGCGGACAGUUCCAAUUGAUCUCGACGUCAUUGUGGUCGGUGCAUUGGGUUCUAUUUCGGUUUCUCGUGUUUUGAUAUCUAUUUUGGAACGCCUUUGAUUAUUUGGCAAUUGCCGUGAGAUAAACACACAACAGACAAGUAAAUAAACAGUGCAUGGACUGGAUUUGAGGCACAAGCAUGUCUCUGGCCAUGUCCACGGCGCAGUUCUGGCUGAUUGGCUGGCAGCUGCUGCUGAUUGCGGCUGGCUAUCCGGAGGAGGCGCGUCAUCCGUGCGCCUUCAUCGACACGGCCAACAUAACGGGCGGCUACAACAUGGGCAACUUGGGCGGCAGCCUGAACGGCUCCUACGUGUACAACUGGACGGUCAUACCCAAGGAGCUGGUCACCGCCUACGACUUUGUCAUCGAGAACGGCAUCCGGGUGCCGGCGGCGCGGCAUCUGCGGGCCUGCGUCUGCAAGCUGCGUCCCUGCGUGCGCUUCUGCUGCCCAGCCGGACAGCUUUACGAGCUGCAGCGUCGCCGCUGCGUGAUUCCAACUGGCGACGGGCCGCAGCCACCCGGGCACAGUCACAUGACCGUGGAGCUGCACAACGGCUCCCGGCUGAACCUCGAGCUGCGCACCCGGUUCAGCGUGCACGUGGAGACGCCCUGCGAUCAUAUGCGUGCCCUGACCAAGGAUUCCGUCUACCUCAACUGGACGCUGCACGAGAACGGUUCGAUUACCCAUCGGGAGCAUCUGUUCACCAAGCAUUACUGCUUCACCCCGCUCCGCGUCGGGAACAGCAGCUGGAACUGGCAGCCCCUCGCCUGUGCCCCGGAGAAGCUACACUUUGCGCUCGGCGUCCGCGAGUGGACCUAUGCAAUAUGCCUUCUGAUCUGCAUUAUAUCCAUGUUCAUCGUGCUGAUCGUGCACCUGAUGUGCUCAGGUAUGCGCAAUAGUUUCUACGGCGUGGCGAUCAAGGCCUACACGACGUGUGUUAUCUUUGGCUACGCUCUGCUGGCGCACCUGACGCUGCAUGAUCCCGCAAAUCUGUCGGCGGCCGCGUGUCGCGUAAUACCUAGCCUGGCGCUGCUCUUUCUGGUGCUGUCCUUCUACAUACUGAGCUUUAUAUCGUUUAAGCUUUACGUGAGCUUUCAUGGCGUGGUCUUCACCAAGCUCAUGUUCUGGCUGAUCUUCGGGCCGAUCGUGCUCAUCGCCGUGGGCUGGUCUGUGUUUGUGGGCUUCAGCUUUUACGGCGCCAAGCUUGUCUUUGGUGGCGACACCUGUUGGUUCGAUCCUCGCAACUGGAGCAUCAUGAUCUAUUUCUUUGCGCCCAUUUUCGUGGCCUGCGCGAUCAGCGGCUUCUUCUAUUUGCUCACGCUGAUACGCAUCUGCGACGACCCGGACUUGGAUGCGGAGAAGAGCUUUGAGUCCUUGGAGAAGAAUCGCUUAAAGUCCUUCUGGAAGUUCUUCACCUACACGGCGCUUACCUAUUUCGUUUGCGUCUGCUCCUUUGCGGUCAAUUAUUAUCGCGAGGAACGAUCGCAUUUGAACUACGCCGUUUGCUUUAGCACGGCCUUUCACGGAUUUGCGGCGCUCUAUGCGCUCGUCGGAAAGAAUCAACAGAUUCAGCACUUUCUGCGGAGGAUCGAUGAGAACAACGACGAGGACACCUGUGAGAACUCUGUGCCCAUGUCCGUAUACUGAAUGUCAGCCUUAUGUAUAUUAUCGACGCAGUUUGGCUGCCACUGCACAGUUGUUGCGUGCCUUGUGCGCUUUAGUCAGGACACAAACCGCCCGACUGAAGCAGCGCAGCUGUGACACGCACCAAAAGCAGCUUUUGUUUUGUUGUUGUUUAGUUGGAAACUCUUUUGAAAAGCCCAGCGGAAAAUAUUCUGAAGCAGUGUUGCAAACUGUUUUGAUAAAAUAAAUAUUGCUU